Penicillium soppii is the source of this 1947-nucleotide messenger RNA. RefSeq names its product laccase abr2 (gene abr2). The record is from RefSeq and is a predicted model, not a curated record. Gene Ontology annotation, molecular function: copper ion binding; oxidoreductase activity. The transcript is spliced from 5 exons. NCBI's taxonomy places the organism in Eukaryota, Fungi, Ascomycota, Eurotiomycetes, Eurotiales, Aspergillaceae. The coding region runs from base 1 to 1947 and encodes 648 amino acids.
AUGGCAUUAUUGAAGACCUUCACGGCUUUGGCUGCCACCGGGCUUUUGCCUUUGUCUCAUGCAAAACAAGUUAACUUUGACUUGAACCUCACUUGGCAAAAGGGUGCACCGGAUGGCAACUUGAGGGAAAUGAUCUUCAUGAAUGAUCAAUUUCCUGGUCCUGAGCUACGACUCGACCAAGGUGAUGAUGUCGAAUUUGUUGUACACAAUAACAUGCCUUUCAAUACUACAAUUCACUUCCACGGCAUUGAGCAGAGGAAUACUCCGUGGUCUGACGGAGUUCCUGGUCUCACCCAAAAGCCAAUUCAACCCGGUCAUAGCUGGACAUACCGCUGGACCGCCACUCAGUAUGGAACUUACUGGUACCAUGCCCAUGCUAAAGCUGACAUGAUGGAUGGUCUCUAUGGACCUAUCUGGAUCAAUCCUGGCCCUGAUGUUCCUCAACCUUUCCAUCUUAUCUCGAACAACACGCAAGACAUCGAGGCAAUGCAAAGAGCGGAAAAGAAUCCUCAGCUUGUCAUCCUCUCUGAUUGGGACCACUUAACUUCGUCCGAAUAUCAGAAAGCCAUGGAAGAUAGCCGCCUUGGCAUUUUCUGUUCUGAUAGUGUCCUUAUCAACGGCCGCGGAGCAGUGUAUUGCCCCGGAACAGAGAAAAUCUCAAUUGUGGAACUUUCCUACCUGAAAACUGCUAUUGACAACCAGCCACUAAGUGAUAAGGGAUGUCUGCCCAACAUUUACGAAACCCAGGGAAACUUUCCCCCUACUUAUGUAGACAGAAUUCCAGCUGGUGUAAACUCCGGAUGCAAUGCUACUACUGGCCUCCAUGAGAUUAUUGAAGCCGACCCCAAUGCCGGCUGGGUCAGCCUCAAAUUCAUUAGCGCCUCCUCUCUCAAGGCUCUCAUGUUCUCAAUUGACGAACAUCCAAUGUAUAUCUACGAGGUUGACGGUAGCUAUAUCGAGCCUCAACUAGCUGAGACUGUUCCCAUCUUCAAUGGAGAGCGGUAUGCAGCCAUGAUCAAGCUUGACCGGGCCUGGAAGGACUAUACUAUCCGGGUUCCUGAUACACAAGGCGAUCAGGUCAUCUCCGGGUUUGCUACCCUAAGAUACAAAGGCUCUGAUGACAUCGCUCCAUCUAAUCCUUACGUGGACUAUGGUGGCAGGAAUACCUCCACUUCCGUUAUUCCCUUGGACAACAGGGCCAUCAAGCCUUACCCUGCUGUCACCAUCCCUCAGACUGCCGAUCAACUAGUCAAUCUGACAAUCGGGCGUACAGGCUCGGCCUACACUUGGACUACUUCAGGGGGUGGCUUGUUUGACAUGAUGGCCAACUGGGAUGACCCAAUUCUCUAUGACAUCAACGCAAAGAACAAUUUGGAUCCCCGUACUACCAUUCAGACCAAGAAUGGUACAUGGGUUGAUUUGUUGCUACAGCUUGGUGAAAUGCCUAACACUCCUGCCAUACAAGCCCCUCAUGUCAUGCACAAGCACUCCAACAAAGCUUUCAUUCUGGGUGUCGGUCCUGGCUUUUUCAGUUGGUCUAGCACUGAGGAGGCUUACGCUGAGCACCCCGAGUUUUUCCAAAUGGAAAACCCUCAAAUGAGAGAUACCUUUGUUACAAAUGGCCCGACCGGUCCAACAUGGAUGAUUGUGCGGUACCAGGUUGUUAACCCGGGCCCGUUCCUAUUCCACUGCCAUAUCGAAACGCAUAUGUCGAAUGGAAUGGCCAUUGCUAUCCUCGAUGGUGUUGAUGUGUGGCCUCAAGUGCCAGCCGGAGAAGACCAGAGCCCAGGUAUUCAGGCCGGACCCCUUGACCAAGACGAGGAUGAUACUCAGGAUAUUGACUCAUCGCCACUCGAGCCUCUCAUUUAUAUCCCUAUUUCUGCCGGAAGGAAUACUUGGUCUGCGGCUCCAGAAAUGCCUGUUGGGAUAUCGCCUGCAAAGCAGUAG